This is a messenger RNA of Plodia interpunctella (Indianmeal moth), 1432 nucleotides long. RefSeq lists its product as uncharacterized. The transcript has a single exon. NCBI's taxonomy places the organism in Eukaryota, Metazoa, Arthropoda, Insecta, Lepidoptera, Pyralidae. The coding region runs from base 1 to 1428 and encodes 475 amino acids. The record is from RefSeq and is a predicted model, not a curated record.
AUGACAAAUGAAUAUUAUGUCACAUAUUUUACUAUCAAUCCUGCUUCUAAAGAGCAUAAAAUUUUGACAUUUUUACCUGAACUGAACAAAAAUACUUGUGACCUAGAACGAAAUCUCAUCCCAACCCAUAUUAAUACGUGCAUUUGUGGUAAUUUGCAAAAUAAUCAAAUUUACGUACAGAAAACUCCAUCUGAUUUUCACAAAUGUCCAAUACGUGUCGGAAUGGGCGAUUUACAUCCAUUUUCAUCAGUAAAAUCAUACUAUAAGCUAAAAGAUUUGGAGCCCAUCAGAGAGGUCACAGGAUGUGAUUAUGAGAUCUUAAAUAUAGUUGCUUCUAAAAUUAAUGCAAAUUUGAGUUUACUUAAAAUCAGAUCUCAAGCAAGCAACGCUUUUACAGAAGCAAGUUUUGUUAAAUAUCUUGAAGAUGGGAUACUAGACAUUUGCGCCGGCGGUCUUUACAGAAUUUACGGGGAUACUGUUGCAUACUCAGGUAUUUAUGGAAACCAAGCUAUUAUCUGGGUGUAUACAGUAGAAAGAGCGCAGAGAUCGUUAGAAAAUCUAAUUACAAAAAUAGAUGGGCUGUAUAUAUUUUUCCUGUUCUACUUAUACUAUUCGUUAGUUUGGUAUUUUCUGUCAAGGAUUGAAGAACGAAGGGUUUCUUUGCAUAUCACUUUGCUGUACAGUUUCGGGACUAUGAUUGGAUCAGCUAAUUUGCAACGGGCUUGUUCAACGAAACAGAGAAUAGUAAAUGGAUUCUAUUUGAUACUGUGUAUCCACACAGUGGCUUAUAUUAACAUUCAACUUUAUUCAUUCCUGACGAUCAGUCACCCUCCGAUGUUGUACAAAACAAAUAACGAUAUAAUGAGUUCGGGAAAAAAAGUUUUCUUACAGCCACCCGGCAGAAACUUCGUCGAUGACUCCAGUAUUGAAACAUUACUCAGAAAAUCAGAAUACUGCAGUGACUUUAUAGAUUGUGAGAUAAAAGCUUUAAAAUAUAAAGGCGUCACUAUAGUUUUAGAUGGUCAGUUGAAAGAACUUCAAGCUGUAACUGCUGAGAAUGAUGAAGCAAAGUUCAUGAGGACCACAGAGAAUAUACUGAACAUAUAUCAUGAGAUGCCUAUUAGCAAAGUUAGUCUUGUUAUGGAGAAGUUACAGAGUGUGAUGAUGCGCUUGCGUGAUACUGGGAUUUUGAAUAAACUUUAUGCGCAGUCUUUGGGCAUUUUGAACGUGUCAAAAUCGGAGGUGUUCAUGAAGAAUACUCUAAGGAAUAGUUAUCAUUGUAUGACGGGUUGUAGUAUUACGUCGCAUGAUUUUGCUGCUGCAUUCUAUUUGUGGUUGGUGGGCAUUGCCUUGUCAGUUUUAGUGUUGCUAAUUGAACUAGCAGUGAGACGAAGAUAUCCUCGAAUAAACAAUAUUUUUCUUCAGUAAAAGA